Messenger RNA from Acyrthosiphon pisum (pea aphid), 585 nucleotides. RefSeq names its product protein ALP1-like. Bases 1 to 585 code for a protein of 194 amino acids. The transcript has a single exon. The record is from RefSeq and is a predicted model, not a curated record. NCBI's taxonomy places the organism in Eukaryota, Metazoa, Arthropoda, Insecta, Hemiptera, Aphididae.
AUGGCAGUUGUCGACGCCAAUUAUAAAUUUUUAGCUGUUGAUAUUGGUGCAUACGGCAAAGGCUCAGAUUCAUUAGUAUUUCAAGAUAGUAAUUUUGGUCAAAGACUUCAACGUGAUGAACUAGACCUACCACAAGCAUCCAUCAUUGAUGGUUACAAUGGGCCCGUUUUUCCAUAUGUGUUUUUAGCCGACGAAGCUUUUCCUUUAUCUGACCGAAUAAUGAGACCAUAUGGUGGUCAUAAUUUAUCUGUACACCAGCGUAUUUAUAAUUACCGGUUAAGUAGGGGUAGACGUUUUGUUGAAUGUGCAUUUGGCAUAUUAGCCAACAAAUGGCGAUUAUUCCAUACGCCAAUCACAUUGGAACCAGAAAACGUUACACACGUGGUUAAAGCCGCAUGUGUUCUACAUAAUUUUAUAAGGGUACGUGAUGGUGUACAUUUUGAAGAUGCAACAUCAUAUCAAGAUUUCCAUGAUGUGGAGUUUAUAAAUGGUACACAGAGACAUGGAAGAACAGUCCGCGAUAAUUUCGCAACAUAUUUUAUGAGCCCUGAAGGGGAACUUCCAUGGCAAAUGUCAAAAAUUUAA